Aspergillus wentii DTO 134E9 is the source of this 1470-nucleotide messenger RNA. RefSeq names its product adenosylmethionine decarboxylase SPE2. Gene Ontology annotation, molecular function: adenosylmethionine decarboxylase activity. Gene Ontology annotation, biological process: spermidine biosynthetic process; spermine biosynthetic process. Gene Ontology annotation, cellular component: cytosol. Bases 1 to 1470 code for a protein of 489 amino acids. NCBI's taxonomy places the organism in Eukaryota, Fungi, Ascomycota, Eurotiomycetes, Eurotiales, Aspergillaceae. The transcript is spliced from 2 exons. The record is from RefSeq and is a predicted model, not a curated record.
AUGGUUUCUGCAGCUAUCCCAACUCAGUACACGGCCUCGCCGUCUUCGUUCGCGGCGACUCCGUCCUUGACGAUCAACCAUGUCGCAACUCAGGAUCUCGAUUCCAGCAAUGCCUUUGAAGGGCCUGAGAAGCUCCUUGAGGUCUGGUUUGCACCUAGCGCCAAGGACCUGGGAACCGCAAACCCUGCGGGUCUGAAAGCCGUUUCGGAGGAUGUCUGGAAGGACAUGCUGGACCUGGUCAACUGUCAGGUCCUGUCCAUUGUUGCGUCUGACGAUGUCGACGCCUAUCUACUGUCGGAAUCCAGCAUGUUCGUAUGGCCUCACAAGCUGAUCCUCAAGACCUGUGGAACUACGACCCUGCUCUCCGGUCUUCCGCGCAUCCUUGAGAUCGCCGCCGUGUUUGCUGGUUUCCCUAAAGCAACUGCACCUGCAUCUCUUGGAAUUAGCGUUGCGGCUACCCCGUACCGUGUGUUCUACAGUCGCAAGAACUUCCUCUUCCCCGACCGCCAGCGUGGUCCUCACCGAAGCUGGAGGGACGAGGUCCGAACCAUGGACAAGCUCUUCCAAAACGGCAGUGCCUACAUGAUUGGCAAGAUGAACGGUGACCAUUGGUACCUGUACCUGACCGAGCCGCAUACGUUGCUUACACCGCCUGGCACCCCUGGUGAGGAGACCGAGACCAGGUUCCUCUCUGUUCCUGAGGGCACUGCCUUGCACAGCGGAAAUGACGAGCAUGAUGAGACUCUCGAGGUCCUGAUGACCGACCUGGAUGAGGAGAAUGCCAAGCAGUUUUACCUUGAAAAUGCCACCGAGGUCGCGGCAACGCGCUACCGCAACAUUGAAAAGGACGACGAUGGCCACGUCGAUGUAUUCAGCAAUACCUCGGACAUGAGCGACAUGGGUUCCGACGGUGGCCAGAUUCUGCCUUCCGAGCUGACCACCGAAGGCCAUGCUUUGGGAACUGUGGUGUCUGAGUCGUCCGGUCUGUCCGAUGUGUACCCUAAGGACAAGUUUCCCGACUCACGCAUCGAUGCGUAUCUGUUCACCCCGUGCGGAUUCUCCGCCAACGGUGUGAUUCCUGCCCCCGAUCUCAAGACCGGCACCCAUUACUUCACCGUUCAUGUGACGCCGGAGCCUCACUGCUCCUACGCGUCUUUUGAGACCAACGUGCCCCACUCGCAGACCGGCCAGACCACUGCAGGAAUCAUCAAGCAAGUGGUGGACAUUUUCAAGCCAGGACGUUUCAGCGUGACUCUCUUCGAGGCCCAGCCCGACGAGGGAGAGGCCGAUAGCGCCAAAUACAUUGAACGCCAGACCGCCCGUCGGGCGACCAAGAUGGAGCACAUUGACGGCUACCGUCGGGUGGACCGGAUCGUGCACGAUCUGGAUGGAUACGACCUUGUCUUCCGUUACUACGAACGUAAUGACUGGAAAGGGGGGGCCCCGAGACUGGGCGAGAAGACUUGGUGA